UAUAAUUGUUCUUGCCAAUGCUAUUCAGGUUUAAAUUGAGAUAGUUAUGUCAUCGGAGGGAAGAAAUGAGGCCAUUGAUGGGUCCUUGGAAUAUGAAGAUGAUGAAAUAAUAGAUUCUCUGACCACUGUACCAGAGCCACAACAUGGACCUUUACCUCAAGCCAAUCACAUUGAUGAUGGUGUUCUUUAUGAAGGAAAGGUAUUUAACAGUGAUGAUGAGGCUUACAAUUUUUACUGUUUGUUUGCGCGAAAAAAUGGUUUUUCAAUUAGACGUCAUCAUGUUUACAAAUCUAUUAAGAAUCAGUCGGAUGAUAAUCCAUUAGGUGUUUAUAAAAGAGAGUUUGUUUGUCAUCGUGCUGGUACUAUUAGCGUAGACAAAGAUAAUGAAGUGGAAGGUAAAAGGAAACGGAAGUCGUCAAGAUGUAAUUGUGGUGCUAAAUUGUUGGUGAAUAUAACAACAAUUAACUCUGAGAAAAAAUGGGUGGUGAAAUAUUUUAAUAAUAAUCAUAACCAUGAGUUAUUAGAUGAUAAAGAGGUUAAAUUUCUUCCUGCUUAUCGAAGUAUUCCAACUAUUGAUCAAGAUCGUAUUCUUUUGUUGUCAAAAGCUGGUUGUUCUGUUAGUUUGAUAAUUAGAGUGCUUGAGUUAGAGAAAAACAUAGAUGCCGGAAAUCUUCCAUUUUUGGAUAAAGACAUUAGAAAUUUCAUUCAAUCUCAAAGUGGUAUUGGUAAAGAAUUUGAUGCUUCAAAUGUUCUCAAAUUAUGUAAAAGUCUUAAAGAUGCAGAUAAUGCAUUUGAGUAUGAAUUUUCAAUCGAUGAAAAUAACAAAUUGGAGCAUAUUAUUUGGGCAUUUGGUGAUUCAAUUCGAGCAUAUGAAGCCUUCGGAGAUGUGAUUGUUUUUGAUACCACUUAUCGAAUAAAUCGUUACGAAAUGCCGCUUGGAAUUUUGGUUGGGGUCGAUAAUCAUGGCAAUUCCAUUUUCUUUGGUUGUGUUCUAUUGAAAAAUGAGAAGAUUCCUUCCUUUACAUGGGCUAUAAAGACUUUUCUUAGUUUUGUUAAAGGAAAAUAUCCACAAACAAUUCUUACAGAUCAAGAUCUUGCAAUGAAAGAAGCUAUUUCAAUGGAAUUACCAAACACAAAACAUGCAUUUUGCAUAUGGCAUAUCCUGGCAAAGUUACCAACUUGGUUUUCUCUUCCAUUAGGGUCGAGAUACGAUGAUUUUAAAGAUGAGUUUUAUCGAUUAUACCAUUUAGAAUGUGAAGAUGAUUUUGAGAGGGAAUGGAAAUUGAUGGUUGAACAUUUUUGUCUUAGCAAGGAUAACCAUAUUGACCUGCUCUAUUCGCUUCGUCAAUUUUGGGCACUAGCUUAUUUGAAGGACUUCUUUUUUGCUGGAAUGACUACAACUGGACGUUCAGAAUCUAUAAAUUCAUAUAUAAAAAGAUUCUUGGGAGCCAAUACAAGUCUGACUGAUUUCAUAAAUCAAGUUGGGGUUGCUGUUAACAUUAGAAAUCAAGCUGGAGAAGAAGCAAGAAUGCGCCAAAAGUACCAUAAUCCUCGUAUUAGAACGUGUUUUCCUAUUGAGGAACAUGCCGCAUCUAUUCUUACACCUUAUGCCUUUAAGUUGAUUCAACAUGAGAUUGAGUUGUCUACAAAAUAUGCGGCAACUGAAACUAAUAAUAGUGUAUUCAUUGUGCGACAUCAUACCAAAAGUGACGGAGGCCGCUUUGUAAGUUGGAUACAAGAAAAUGAAUCAAUCCAUUGUUCUUGCAAGGAAUUUGAAUUUACUGGGAUAUUAUGUAGACAUGCUUUUCGGGUGCUUGUGAUGAAAAAUUAUUUUACCCUCCCUUCCAAGUAUCUUCCUCUUCGUUGGAGACAAGAAAGUUCAUUGAUUCCAAAAUCUAGUCACAUGAUUAACAACAAUGGUGGCUCGCUUGUUAAGUUUAGGUCCUUAAUUCAAAGUCUAGAAAUUGAAUCGUUGAAGACAAAAUUACGAGAACAAGCUGCAACUAGAGAGUUAGAGAAAGCCAUUCAAGUGAUUAAAGCCAUGCCUGAAAUUGAAGAAAAGUUGGUGGGUGUUGAUUCUACGGUUCCAGAUAAUGAUGAGUUGAAUGUUGAAAAUCCUUUACCUUCAAAAACAAAAGGUCGACCAAAAGGAUCAAGGCUAAAAGGAGGAGUUGAAAUUGCAAAGAAACCUCGUCAUUGUCAUGUUCCAAAUUGUGGUGGAACUGAUCAUGACUCGAGGAAUUGUCCAAAUAAAAAGAAAAAUAUUGAAGCAUUACCUUCUCAAUCUCCUAAUAAGAGGAUGAAGGGUUGGAGAAAAUCAUCUUAAUAGUGAGAUAUGUUGUUGCUGCUGCUGUUGUUUGUUGUUGCUACUGCUGCUGCUGGUGUUGUACUUACUGUUGCCGUUUGUUGUUGCUGCAAUGGCUGUUUGUAUUUUUUUAUUUUUUUUUGGGGGGGCUCUUCUUGCUGCUGCUGCUGUUGGUGAUUGUGGAUUUAUGUUUUGGCUUGUUGUUUAAGUGUUUUGACACUAUGUAAGACCUGAUUGUUUCACAACAUUGAAUUAUGGUACUGUUAUUAUUAGUUUGAUAUUGAGAA
Messenger RNA from Medicago truncatula (barrel medic), 2592 nucleotides. Its product is annotated as protein FAR1-RELATED SEQUENCE 11. Lineage: Eukaryota; Viridiplantae; Streptophyta; Magnoliopsida; Fabales; Fabaceae. Gene Ontology annotation, molecular function: zinc ion binding. The transcript has 4 exons. The coding region runs from base 47 to 2326 and encodes 759 amino acids. The record is from RefSeq and is a predicted model, not a curated record. Gene Ontology annotation, biological process: regulation of DNA-templated transcription.